AUGUACACGGCGUCCUUUGCCUUCUUUGAGGCGAUAGGGGAGGCGGGUGUGACACAUUGCUUCGUGAACCUGGGUUCGGACCACCCUAGUAUUAUUGAGGCCAUGGUCAGGGGGAAGCAGGACAAGAACAAGAACUUUCCCCGCAUCAUUACAUGCCCCAACGAGAUGGUGGCCAUGUCCAUGGCAGAUGGGUAUGCUCGUCUCACGGGCAAGCCACAGGCUGUCAUUGUACAUGUCGACGUCGGAACCCAGGGUCUCGGUGCCGCGGUGCACAAUGCCAGCACGGGCCGUGCCCCUAUCCUACUUUUUGCAGGCCUUAGCCCUUUCACACUAGAGGGCGAGAUGCGAGGCUCCCGUACCGAGUACAUCCACUGGAUCCAAGAUGUGCCCGACCAGAAGUUGAUUAUCGGCCAGUAUUGCCGAUAUUCAGCUGAGAUCAAGACGGGCAAGAACAUCAAGCAAAUGGUGAACCGUGCAUUACAGUUUGCGACGAGCGACCCCCAAGGUCCGGUCUACCUUGUUGGUGCCAGAGAGGUCAUGGAGGAGGAGAUCGAGCCCUACCACCUGGAACAAGGGAUCUGGAAUCGCGUCGAACUCGGAGAAUUACCUGAGAAAGCAGUGAGCCAGCUCGCGGAAGCGCUCGCUGGCGCGAAGAAACCGCUGCUCAUCACAGGUUACGCUGGACGCAACCACAAGAUCCCCGCGGCGCUUGUGGAUCUAGCCAACACCGUGAAGGGGUUGAAAGUCCUCGAUACGGGCGGCAGUGACAUGUGCUUCCCUGCCUCGCACCCAGCCUGGCUCGGACUUCGGUUCGGCAUCGAAGCCGAGAUCAAGGAGGCCGACGUCAUCGUGGUGCUGGACUGCGACGUCCCCUGGAUCCCAACACAAUGCAAACCCGCCCACGGCACCAAGGUAUUCCACAUCGACGUCGAUCCCCUGAAACAGAUGAUGCCCCUUUUCUACAUUCCGGCUCAGCACCGCUUCCGCGCCGAUGCCCUGCUCUCCGUCCAGCAGAUCACAGAGCACCUGAAGACAAAAUCCGCUAGCAAAGUAGAUGCCAAGGCGGCCGAAGAAUCGUGGAAUGCCCUCGUGGCCUCGCAUAAGAAACGCCUCGAGGACAUUGCAGCCAAAGCGGCACCUGCGAGCGACGGCACUUUCGGCACCGGCCAUCUCUGCCGCAUGCUCAGGGACAUCUGUCCCGACGACAGCAUCUUCGCCAUCGAAGCCGUCACCAAUACUGCCUUUGUUCACGAUAAUCUGCAGCCCGAGCUGCCCGGGUCGUGGAUCAACUGCGGUGGUGGGGGACUGGGCUGGUCCGGCGGUGGCGCGCUGGGCAUCAAGCUCGCGACGGAUGCGGAGCACGGCGGGGCGGGCAAAGGGAAGUUCGUCGUGCAGAUUGUGGGAGACGGGACGUUCUUGUUUAGUGUGCCGGGAAGUGUGCACUGGAUUGCGAAACGCUAUGGGAUUCCGGUUUUGACAAUCGUAUUGAAUAACAAAGGAUGGAAUGCCCCCCGAAAGUCCCUCCUCCUCGUCCAUCCCGAUGGAGCGGGAUCCAAGGUUACAAACGAGGAGAUCAACAUCUCGUUUGAUCCCGUACCAGACUACUCGGGCAUUGCCAAGGCGGCCGCUGGUGGGGAUCUGUUCGCGGCUAAGGUUGAGAAGGCGGAGGAACUGGGUAAGGUGUUGAAGGAGGCGGUGGAGGCGGUUAAGGGCGGGCAGUCAGCGGUAUUGGAUUGCAAGGUUACGAUGGGAUGUUAG
This is a messenger RNA of Pseudomassariella vexata, 1758 nucleotides long. Its product is annotated as thiamine pyrophosphate enzyme, N-terminal TPP binding domain-containing protein. Gene Ontology annotation, biological process: L-valine biosynthetic process. The record is from RefSeq and is a predicted model, not a curated record. The transcript has 3 exons. Gene Ontology annotation, cellular component: acetolactate synthase complex; mitochondrion. Bases 1 to 1758 code for a protein of 585 amino acids. Gene Ontology annotation, molecular function: thiamine pyrophosphate binding; acetolactate synthase activity; flavin adenine dinucleotide binding. NCBI's taxonomy places the organism in Eukaryota, Fungi, Ascomycota, Sordariomycetes, Amphisphaeriales, Pseudomassariaceae.